This is a messenger RNA of Lodderomyces beijingensis, 1122 nucleotides long. NCBI's taxonomy places the organism in Eukaryota, Fungi, Ascomycota, Pichiomycetes, Serinales, Debaryomycetaceae. The record is from the annotation of a GenBank genome assembly.
AUGGAUGCAAACUUAACACACACUUGGUCUCUGCUAAAGAGUGUUGAAGAUUGGAUAUUAAAGUUGGGAUUGUUGGAUGCCGACCAGUUUAUUGCUUCCACCAGCAGUGGCUCUUUGUUGAGCUACUCCUUGUCAAAUGCGAGUUCGCGAUGCCUAUUCAAAUGGGAAGAAGCGCACGAGUCUAGUAUUAAUGACAUGAAAGUGAUUGACACCAACACGUUUGCAUCGUGCUCGACAGACGGUAUCAAGGUUUGGGACGUGAGAGUGACUGCCGGCGGCGGCAAUAAUUUGCUGACCCUGCUAAAUAACGCCAAAAACUCCAACUUUUUAUCGUUGGCAGCUAGAGGGAACCUUCUUGCCGGAGGCACAGAGCUACAGAGUGCAGACGCCGAGGUUCUCGUGUGGGAUUUGAGAAAGGCAGAUCAGGUAGUCAAUUUGUUUGUUGACUCGCAUCAAGACGACGUGACUGCCCUCGAGUUCCACCCCCUGCUAGAGCAGUACUUGAUGUCUGGCUCGACCGAUGGGUACACCAACAUCUAUGACUUGUCGAAACCCGAGGAAGAAGAUGCGUUGCACCAGGUGAUAAAUUUCGGAUCGGUCCACUCAUGCCAUUUCAUCACGGAGUCAAGGAUAUCUGUUUUGACUCACAUUGAGACUUUGAUGUUUCAUGAUUUGCAUGAUACCAACUACGAGGAUCUCUCGAGUCUUCAGUUUGUCGAUGUGGGAGACUUGAGGGCGCAAUGGCCCGACAAUAGCUAUGUCAUUGACCUUUCCCCUUCUGGAUACGUGGCUUUUGCUUCGACUAUCACCAACAAGUUGUCGGUGAUGCCAUUCAAUCCGAGAAAGGAAAAGUUUAAACUCGACAAGGUGAUUAAUUUUCCUCAGGCGCAUGGAGACCAAAUAGUUAGAGACGUUUUAGUCUUACAGGACUCUAGACACGCUCUUAGUUGUGGAGAGGAUGGAGCCAUCAAAUACUGGGAGUUUCCGCGUGAGUUGAAGCGUUAUUCCAUUGGUGAAACAACUUCUCCGGUGGAGAUCAGCCCACCUGUUAAAAAGGUCUCCACAAAGCCCCACCAUCAGAAUAAAAAGAGCAGAAAGGACAAAAGAUUCAAACCGUACUAG